UUCUACUAUAGAAACUAUCACGCUGGACGCUAUGUUUGCGAAAGUGAAUCCGUAUGAUGAGAUCGUCACACGGACGACCGACGAGACGCUUACAGGCGAAGAUUGGAACCUCAUUUUGACAUUAUGUGACAAAGUCACUGACGAAGGAGAGCAGGGUGCUCAGAACGUGAUUGCUGCCCUCCUCAAACGCCUUGCACACCGAAAUGCCAACGUACAACUCUAUUCGCUGUCUCUAGCCGACUCGCUCGUUAAGAACUGCAAAGUUGACUUGAGGCGAGAGAUAGCGAGCAAGGCGUUUAUGGCGGGAAUGGAAAGAUUAAUCAUGGAUAGGACCACGCACGACAAAGUCCGGAAGAAGGCGCUCUUCUAUAUAAGGGAAUGGCUGGAAACAUACGAGAACACGGGAGAGAAUUCUGCGAUGAUUGAUGAAACCUAUGCUAGGCUGCGAGAUAAGGGGUAUCACUUCGAGGCCCCAGACGAGCCGGCUCCGCCUGAGGUAUCCGACGAAGCUCGACGAAGGGAAGAAGAGGAACUCCAGCGUGUCCUACGCUUAUCAAUGGCAGACACUGGUGGACGAGGCGCAUAUCACAGCUCCUUUGAAGGCGGGUCCUCGUCAGGUGCUGGAGGAAGCGGCUCAUAUGGUGAGCCCGAACUCCCCAUUACAAAAGCGCAGACAACGCGGAUGUCGUCCUACGCCGCGACCACCUCUGCAGGCCCAACCAGCCCUGUUCGCAAGCAAACUGAGCAUCAGGGCUUGAAUGGGCGCCCUGCUUCUAGCUAUCUGCCGACCGUUUCCCAGGCGGCUAUUGCAGAGGAAACUGCUGCUGCCGUGCGCCCGGCCCCCGCACCAGCCAUAGCACCAGUGCCUGUGUCCACUUCUCCUCCAACUGAACCGACAAUCUCUCGGGUGCGCGCGUUGCACACUUUCGAAGCGACACAACGGGGUGAGUUGGCAUUCGAGAAGGGCGAUAUUAUCAAGGUCGUCGACCGGGCGUUCAAGGACUGGUGGCGCGGACAGCUUAGGGGUAAAACCGGAAUCUUCCCUGUCAACUACAUCGAGGUCCUCCCAGAUCCUACCCCGCUGGAAAUCCAGAAAGAAGCGGAAAUGGAGUCUCAAGUCUUCGCCCAAGCUGCCAAUAUUGACCGAUUGCUCACUAUGCUGCGUGGCCUGGAUCCGGCAAGGGACAACCUCGCGGACAAUGAUGAGAUUCAGGAGCUGUACCGCCAAUCGUUGUCCCUGCGACCGAAGAUCGUCAAGCUCAUCGAUAAGUACAGCCAGAAGCGGGCUGAUUUAAUGGGCAUGAAUGAAAGCUUCUUGAAGGCUCGCAAGAUGUUUGAUAGGAUGAUGGAAGAGAGUCUAGCUGUUCACAACCCGGGAGUCUCACUGCUGGACUACAAUCGCGCGCAAGCAGCCCAGACAGCAUAUGACCCCCGUGCCUCUGGCUAUGGCGGGUAUGGACAACAAGGAUACCCUGGGUACGAGCAGGGCGGAUAUCCGCAGGACCAGUAUGCGCAGCAGCAGCAAUAUGCUCAGCCUGGUUACAAAGGACAGCAAGGCUAUGACCAGAAUGUGUAUGGGCAACAGCAGCCCCAGCAGCAGGGUUACGAGCAAUAUGGUCAGCAGCAGGCCGGGUACCAAUAUCAGCCCCAACAGGGCCAGGGAGGACAGUACGAUCAGCAGAAUGCAGCACAGUACGAGCAGCCGCAGCCGGGCCAGUACGAUCAGCAGCAGGGAGGAGCAGGACAAUACGACCCCUCUCAAGGAUACAACCAAACCUACGCGCAGCAGGGCGCGCAGUAUUCCGAUCAGGCGGCUGCACAGGCCUAUCAGGACGAGAACGCCCGUGCUUGGGCGGAAUAUUAUACUUCACAGGGACUGGCACCGGAUGGGAAGACCCCACUGGCGCAAUGGCAGCAACAACAGGGUAGUCAACAGGCUCAGGCUCAGGCAGCUCCGGUGCCCCAGGAGACGACUCAGUAUGCACCAGUGCAGCAGGCUCCUGCUCCGACGGGGUAUCCCGCCCAGCCAGGCCAACCAGCCUCAACAUCUCCUACCACCCGCCCUGUCGCAGACGCGUACGCCGCCCCUGCCUCUGCUCACCCUGGCGCACCAGGUGCACAGCAGCAGUAUGCUUAUGACCCCCAAGCACCGGCUCAGCAGUACGGGUAUGACCAAUCACAGCAACCUCCCGCUCCCGCCCCAGCUCAGGCCCAGGCAUACCCCGUCCCUGGUCCCCAGCCAGGCGGGCCUCAGCGCUCCGGUUCGCUGUCUUACGUCGCUCAACCCCAGCCCGCCCCUCAAGGAGCGCAAUCGCCGCCUCUCCAGGCGCAGGCGGGAUACCCCGCGCCGUCGGCCCAGCCAGAGCAAGGGUACCCCGGCAGCCCGGCGCCGGCUCAAGAUCCUUAUGCUCAGCAGUACGUUUCUCUACACCAAGGAUUUGCGCAAAUGUCGGUCGGGGACGCACACCAACAGCAGCCAGGCGCGCCACAGCCGCCUGCGUAG
This is a messenger RNA of Dacryopinax primogenitus, 2503 nucleotides long. RefSeq lists its product as uncharacterized. Lineage: Eukaryota; Fungi; Basidiomycota; Dacrymycetes; Dacrymycetales; Dacrymycetaceae. Gene Ontology annotation, biological process: protein transport to vacuole involved in ubiquitin-dependent protein catabolic process via the multivesicular body sorting pathway. Bases 32 to 2503 code for a protein of 823 amino acids. The record is from RefSeq and is a predicted model, not a curated record. Gene Ontology annotation, molecular function: ubiquitin binding; phosphatidylinositol binding. The transcript is spliced from 6 exons. Gene Ontology annotation, cellular component: ESCRT-0 complex.